CCCGCAUAGUCCUUGUAAUCGGGUGAUGCGUGUGUUGUCCACGAAAAAACAUUAAGUUAUUGGGUGUUUUACGAUACGAAGUAAAAUGGUUUUUACACGAGUGUUUCAAAGCGUCGUGCGUUCGAGCAGCCUCGCAACGGCCGAAGCUAGAGCUCAGCUUCUGCGGCUUCCGCUGCGCCGGAAGUACACCUAUCGAAGUGGUGCGCUGAAACCCAUGCCGGACAUCACCCCGUUCGGCCUGUUUGGUAUUCUUUGCACGGUCGUUCCGGGGCUGCUGAUUGGUGCUACCAUCAGCAAAAAUAUGGCCAAUUUUCUCGAAGAAAACGAUCUGUUUGUACCGUCGGACGAUGACGAUGAUGACGAUUGAGCGAAGCGGAACGAACCGGGUGACCAGUCCCCAAACAGCAGCAGCAGCACCGACCAUCGGGCGGGAUCGAUAUUUUUAGAAUUGAAACAAAUGUUUUCGCAUAAGAUAAUCCCCAACACUUUCCGCUCCUCGUUCGCUUUAAGGGUCUUACUCGAGCACACUCACCUGGCCGGAUCAUCUCCUGUUUAGGUGGUAUUUUUAACAUCGUAAAUGGCAUGGCCCCCUCGUUCUGAUGCCGUUGAGCGGUCUCUGAUGAGGGUAGAAACUAAUCUAUUAGUAAUUGUUGUUGUUAUUGUUGUGGAGUAUC
Molecule: messenger RNA, 674 nt
Organism: Anopheles cruzii
Lineage: Eukaryota; Metazoa; Arthropoda; Insecta; Diptera; Culicidae
Gene: EMRE
Product: essential MCU regulator, mitochondrial
Exons: 2
Coding region: 86-367 (93 amino acids)
Biological process (GO): calcium import into the mitochondrion; mitochondrial calcium ion homeostasis
Cellular component (GO): uniplex complex; mitochondrial inner membrane
Source: RefSeq, a predicted model, not a curated record